Molecule: messenger RNA, 2955 nt
Organism: Hemiscyllium ocellatum (epaulette shark)
Lineage: Eukaryota; Metazoa; Chordata; Chondrichthyes; Orectolobiformes; Hemiscylliidae
Product: erythroferrone-like
Exons: 8
Coding region: 734-1693 (319 amino acids)
Biological process (GO): positive regulation of insulin receptor signaling pathway; positive regulation of D-glucose import across plasma membrane; negative regulation of gluconeogenesis
Molecular function (GO): hormone activity
Source: RefSeq, a predicted model, not a curated record
UGUCUGGCAGAGCUGAGGCGGGAACCUGAGCAUCAGCCUGACAGAAGGUCAGAUAUUUACACAGGGAAAAGCUACAAGAGGCAGAGAGAGAGAGAGAGAGAGAGAGAGAGGCAGAGAGAAACCUUUACAUGUUCAGUGAAAGGAGAUGCGAGUCAGAAAAGGCCAGAACAGCCCUGUCACCUGACGCUAAGAGAUCAGGCAAUUAUCAGCGGGACUUGCCAUCACCUAAGAAAGAAGGCUGAUUCUCAAAGCAAGGUUUCAUUGUUAGUAUAAUGAUGAGGAAAGUGUUCACUUGCCUGGACUGAGUUUGCAACCAGAGUGUCUUUCUAAAGCUCUUCUUUCAGACAGUGGCCAAUCAGGUGUCUCUGAUAUUUUAUCUAAAACACAGCCAGACCAGGCCCAUGGAUAGUGAGUGAGGCACAACUGACCGUGCUUGCUCGGGAUUAGGAACCUUCCAAGAAAGGUCCUUGGAAGAUAAUUGCAUUCUUCCUUUCUCGAGUUCAUUCAAGGAUUAUUAAUAACAGCAUGUAGAGAAAAACAUCUGCAUGGGAGGCUUCAAUCGAAAGUGAAUAUUCUGUCUAAGAAUCUGCAGAAGCCCAGAGCAAACCCAAACCAAACCCUCCAAUUCAGAAGCGGUGAGACAAAUCAAAUCUGUACAUUGGAAGCAAGAGAAUAUUGAAAUUUGCGACAUUUUAUUGAUGCUUAUAUUUGACAAUAACAUACACGGAGACAGAUGGCAGCCUCACUCGCAGUACUCCUGACUGUGACAUUGUGGGUCGAUUUUGUGCUGUUUAAGCUGGUGCAGACUGACCGGAGUGUUGUGAAAACCAUGGGGAGAAAAGCUUUACCAGUGGAAGAGGAUUUGGACCGCAUAAUAAAUGUGCCUGACAGUCAACAGCUACCAGAUACGCCAGUGGACCCACAUGACAGCUGGCUCUUGUUUGUAGAACACUCUGAGAAGGGGGUCAACGACAGGAAGAAGAACAAAGGAAGAGGUCGAAAAUCACAGCAUGGUCUUCCCGGGCCACCAGGCCCGCCUGGACCCCAAGGCCCUCCUGGAGCUGUUGUCACACAGGAAGUGCUACUGAAAGAGUUCAAAGAAAUGCUGAAAGAAGUGGUUGAAGAAAGAAAUAGGAUCACAUUGCAGGAAAAGUGCCAGGAAUGUCCAGGAAUCCAGGGUGGUCUGGCGUUUCCCCCGCUGUUACCCAGGGAGAUGAGCCCGUAUCAUAGGCUGGAGGCAGCCUUUUACUGCAAACUAAAGGAUGACCUUGUGAUGAACAGAAAGAGUUUGAGGGAGCUGAAGAAUUUUCAUAUUCCUGAGCAGGAUGGUGUGUUCCUGCGAGGGAUCGGCCUGAAUCUGACUACUGGCCAAUACGUAGCCCCAAUGGCAGGAUUCUACCAGUUCUCAGCCAAUCUACAUAUUGAGCACAGAGAGCACCAGAGAAGAAGGCACAGUAGACCACAUGAUAACAUCCGAAUCCUCAUCUGCAUUGAAUCUCUCUGUCAGCAUAAUGCCUCACUGGAAACAGUUUAUGGUCUGGAUAGCAACAGUCAUCUAUUUACCAUGUUUGUCAGUGGUGCCCUCUAUCUGCAGACCAUGCAGUAUAUCUCUGUCUUCGUUGACAACAGAUCUGGUUUUGCUGUCACCAUCCGAAGUGGCUCGGAUUUCACAGGGAUCUUCCUGGGCACGUAGAGGCAGCCAGUGGAAUGGAUCCUUGGACCUGCUCGACUCCCUUCUCUCCUCCUUCUCUCCCACGUUAAGACUCCCUUUGCCAAUCCGUCCCCUGCAAUAUCGCAUCGCCCAUGAAUUUACUCCUGCAGUGGGGAGGGCAGAUAGCAAAGAGCACUCGGGGGCAAUAGAGACAUUAACCAGAAUUUUUUUGUGUGUGCGUGUCAUGGACCUCUGGGGAUAUUCUGGAGAAAUCUUUUUUUCGUGUAUUUGUUUUAAAUGACAAUAUUUUCCCUGAGUGACUGUCUACUGUUGGGAAUAUAAUAUCAUUGUAUUUCAAAGCUCUUGAUGAUGUCAGAAGAUGACUUGAAAUUUGCUUGCAACCCUGGAUGUAUCUUUAAAAUAAGGAGUUGCAUUUUCGCAAACUCGGCCAUUCAAUGCCCAUUUCACAAGCGUGAGGACUGUUUAAAAAGUAGGACAUUCUCCCACUCUCCCUGAAAAGCUGCAAAUCCCAAAACUUAUCCAUUCCCUAUAUUUUAAAACAAUUCAAUGCAUACUGCCUCAGAAUUUGCCUCACCUUUUCCAAAUGUGUUGUUUUUGUCUCUGGCUCUUACAGAAGAAUGUAGAAGGGGAAAGAAUCUGAAGCCUGCAUGUCGGCAAUGAAUCUUAAACUGGCUUCCUCCCCAGUGAAAGAGAAUGGUGUUAGGAUAUAGAUCCCAGCCCAUAUUCUACUGCCUGUGUGGCCCAACUCUACAACCAUUCCCACACUAAGUGGGCAAGAUGGUCAGUGUUAGAUCUGGCAAAGUGGUGGGGGAGGGGGGGAUGUCAGGAGCUUAGAAAUAAUUCAUUAUAAAUCAUAAAUUUGUUGAGUUUUGCAUCGUAUUGCUCAGUGUCUGAGCUUUGGCUUUCAAUUGGGUUUGGUUGAAACAAAGAAGAGUAGCGGGGGCUCCCGAAUAGAUCAUGGAGAUGACAGUCUUGGGAGUUGGGAGUGGGAUUUUGGUGGGUGAAGGGUUGGGAUUUCCAACGGGAUGUGUGGUGUGAAACCGAACCAAACUGGGGAAAGGGAAGCCCGUUGUUUGGUCUGUCAGCUGAUAGACAAGAGCUUUGAAGUGGCUGACAUGGUGACAAGUUGAUUUUUCAAUCCUCCCUUGCCUGCCCCCGAUGGCAAGGUUGAUACAAACACCAGUGGUGCAGUGAUCUGACUGACCCGAUGCUCACAUCCUGGUAUAAGCUGCUUUGUUCUGUAGAGUUGAUAAAACAUUAAUAAACAUCAUUCUGAAAAGACA